Metarhizium acridum CQMa 102 is the source of this 1101-nucleotide messenger RNA. RefSeq lists its product as uncharacterized. The record is from RefSeq and is a predicted model, not a curated record. NCBI's taxonomy places the organism in Eukaryota, Fungi, Ascomycota, Sordariomycetes, Hypocreales, Clavicipitaceae.
AUGCCCGGGAAGCCAUUCGUUUACGGGCCCGAAACCUCAAAGGAACUGAUCGACGAGACCAAGAAGCCAUCCAAUAAUAUUGCCAAGUGGUCUGUAAUGAGUACCACCAAAAACAACGAAGAUUGUUGGGCUGCGAUUGAACAUUUGCAAGCUGGUCACGCUCAACUAGCGGAGGCCAUGGCACGAGCCAGAGCCGCUCUGUCUAUUCUCCAAGAGGAGUUUCGCAAACUCAAGGGAGACCUUCAGACCUUGACCGACAAUCACAGCGAGCAGAGAAUUCUACUUCCAGCUCGCCAGUACGUCACCGAUGACCUCGACGCGCAUGCCGAGAGCCAGCUACGGGAGUUUCUUUCCCUUAUUGAGUCAGCGGUGAGGGAAGCUAUGAAGCAGACAAGGGCGGGGAAGUCGGUCAACAUCGAUGACAUCCUCAACAAGCUAGGCCACCGAGAUGCAUCAUCCCACCCGGAAUUCUCUGUUCGGCCCAUACGCAACCCGCCAACUUACGAUGGAAAUGAUGUCAGCAAGUUCCGCCCGUGGUGGUCAAGAGUCACGGCAUUCAUGCAUCGUUAUGCUGAAAGCUUCCCAUCAGAUAAGUUUAAGAUUGCCUGGCUGGGUUCUCUACUAUCGGAUAAGGCCCGGAUGUGGCAUGAUCACCGAAAGAAACAGGUCGAUCGGCUGGGAGGAAGGGACUCUUGGGAUUCCUACUCAGCGGCCCUGCAGGCACGAUGUAAAGACAUCAACGAGGCGUCAAGGAACUACGAGCGGAUGAAGGAGCUUCAGUACCAGGGAGACACGGAGGAUUACCUCGCCAAGCUUCUAGACCUUAACGACUUAGUGUGUUGGUCAGGAUUCUCGCUAAGGAUGCAUAUAAUGCAAACGCUGCCUGACGAGAUCACCCGUUUAGUGUAUACGAGACGGGGCAAGCUGCCCGAGACCGAUGAAGAUUUUCUAAACGCGAUAUCAGAAGCCGGUCGAAUAUACGAGACGAUGCUGUCCCAUCUUAGCCUCACGGGUAAUCAUCCAGGCGUAACUGGAGAAAAGGCACGCCGACUACGUCGUCGGCGCGCUCGAAGACGGACUCUCCGAAAGACUAACAAAUGA